CUCAUUUGAUAUAUUUGAUAAAUGCAAGUGAUUUUACAAAUGUGCUACAUUAUAUUUCAGUUAAAAAUUUUGCAGCAUUUUCUUCAUAAUGUUACUAUGGCUUUUUUGCUGACUGCAUGUUAAAUGUUAUGAGAUUGAAUACAUGAUAAUUGAUAAAAUUUUAUGUGAUGCAACAGUUUAUUAGCUCUUUUUUAAAAACUACUGGUGAUGCAUCUAUUGUUAUUAAAUCAUCAAUUGCUGCUAUCUUUUUUUCAUAUAUAUUAGCACUUAUACCUGGUGUGUAUGGGGCUUUAUCUAUUACUCCAUCACUUUUACUCCCGCCCAACUUUCAACUAUGGACUUUAAUAACUGGGAUACUAGUAGAAGCGAGCCUUUUUAAUGUUGUAUUUGAUAUACCUAUUCUUUUUUAUUGUGGCAAAUUUAUUGAACCAUUAUGGGGAGCACUGGAAUUAUUGAAAUAUAUUGCUAUAACAGGCAUAGGAACAGCAUUACUAACAUCUUUAGUCUCACUUGCUGCAUAUGCAAGCACACAAAAUUAUGAUUUGUGGUCAGUUCAGUUUUCUGGUGGAGCUGGUGUUAUUGGAGGAUUGAUGGUUGCCUUUAAACAGAUAAUCCCAGAUCAAAAAGUAAAUCUAAAGUUUAAAGAAUUUUAUGUACAUGAAUGCCCAUUAAUAUGUGUAUUAAUUUAUGUAUUCCUAUCAGUUGUCAAAGUUUUUUCAUACACUCAACCAAUAAUGAUGAGUUGUGGUAUUAUUGUUGGCUGGUCAUAUUUGCGCUUUUAUCAACCACGUGGCAGAGGGAUGCGUGGAGAUAUGAGUGAAAGUUUCGAGUUUGCAUCACUUUUGCCACCAUUUUUAAGAUUUCCUGUUCGAUUUCUAUCAAACAAUUUGUUUCGUUUAAUGGUAAAGAUUGGAGUUUGUACAAAUCCUGUCAAAACUUAUGAUGUUGGAGCUCCAUCCAGUAUAACUAUAAGUUUACCUGGUAGCGAUCCAGUUGAUGCCGAAAGAAGAAGAAAAAAAGCAUUGCGAGCUUUGAAUGAGCGUUUGGUGAAAAUGAAAAAAACAUCACCAGACAACGAAGACAGUUGGCCUACUAUAGAAGAUGAAAUUAAAAAGACAGAAUUCUUAAACGAAACCUCUCCGUCAAAAAUAGACAUUACUGUAGUAGAUAAUCGAGGAAAAUUAGAGGAAGGAGUUGAGUACACACAAUAAGACAUUUUUUGAAUUCAUGGUUCUAUAUCAUAUAUCAUUGUUGCGCAUGUUCUUUCGUAUACAAAUAAUCUGUACUGCAUCGUAAUAGUUUAUUGAAUAAAUUGCCCAAUGCACCCAUUA
Hydra vulgaris (swiftwater hydra) is the source of this 1331-nucleotide messenger RNA. Its product is annotated as transmembrane protein 115. The record is from RefSeq and is a predicted model, not a curated record. NCBI's taxonomy places the organism in Eukaryota, Metazoa, Cnidaria, Hydrozoa, Anthoathecata, Hydridae. Gene Ontology annotation, cellular component: Golgi apparatus; membrane. Gene Ontology annotation, biological process: retrograde vesicle-mediated transport, Golgi to endoplasmic reticulum.